Messenger RNA from Hemicordylus capensis (graceful crag lizard), 2043 nucleotides. RefSeq names its product vomeronasal type-2 receptor 26-like. The record is from RefSeq and is a predicted model, not a curated record. The transcript has 4 exons. Gene Ontology annotation, molecular function: G protein-coupled receptor activity. Gene Ontology annotation, biological process: G protein-coupled receptor signaling pathway. Gene Ontology annotation, cellular component: membrane. The coding region runs from base 1 to 2043 and encodes 680 amino acids. Lineage: Eukaryota; Metazoa; Chordata; Lepidosauria; Squamata; Cordylidae.
AUGGUCCCAAAUGAAGCUGCUCAAUAUACAGGGAUUGUCCGAUUGCUUCUCCAUUUUGGAUGGAAUUGGGUUGGACUAUUUGCUGUGGAGGAUGACAGUGGAUAUCGUUUCCUGCGGUUCCUGGAGCCAUUGCUCUCCCAGAAUAGAAUCUGUUCGGCUUUCACGCAAAGAAUUCCAAGCAAACUACAUUUGAAUAAGGGGAAGGCAUAUGAAAGCAUACUCUCAAAGAUUUACCUGCUUUUCACAGAGAGCAAAGCCAAUACAUUUAUCCUCUAUGGAGAAACAAAGGCCUUUAUGUGGCUGCGGUAUUUUAUGCUAAUAAUUGCUGAAACCUAUAAGGACAUCACAUCUGUUUCCAGAAAGGUGUGGAUUAUAACAGCCCAAAUUGAGUAUGCAUUUGGUGGCUUUCAGAAAGAUUUGGAUUUGCAACUCUUCCAAGGUUCCAUUUUUUUCACCAUUCACUCAAAGGAGCUAAUAGGGUUCCAGACAUUUCUGAAGACCCCAGGACCUUACUGGGCACAGGGAGAUGGUUUUCUCAAGGUCUUCUGGGAGCAUGCCUUUGACUGUUCAAUUCCAAAUCCCGGAGUGCUGACAAAGGUUGAUGGCGCAUGCAAUGGGAAAGAGAGACUGGAGAGCCUUCCUGGGUCUGCUUUUGAAAUGGACAUGACUGGCCACAGCUACAGUAUCUAUAAUGCUGUCUAUGUGGUGGCACAUGCUUUGCACACCAUGCAUUCAUCUGGAUCCAAACACAGAGCAAUGCUGGGUGAUAAAAAGAAAUUCAACGCUUGGCAGCUCCAUCCAUUUCUUCAAGGCAUUUAUUUUAACAACACAGCUGGAGAACUGUUGCAUUUUAAUGAUAGAAAGGAAAUGGUAGCUGGAUUUGAUAUAAUAAACAUAAAUGUAUUCCCAAACAACUCCAUCCUUAAAGUAAGAGUUGGAAGAAUGGAUCCUAGUGAAGGAAAAGAAUUCAUCAUUGAUGAGGAUUUAAUCAUUUGGCACAGGAGUUUUAACCAGGUGUUGCCCCUUUCAGUGUGCAGUGCCUCCUGCCCCCCUGGUUUUCAGAAGAAAAAGAGGGAAGGAGAGAAAUUUUGCUGCCAUGAUUGUACUCCAUGCCCAGAAGGCAAGAUUUCCAACCAAACGGAUAUGGACGACUGUUUCAAAUGCCCAGAAGAUGAAUAUCCAAACAAGUACAAAGAUGGAUGCAUCUCUAAAGUUACAAACUUUCUGUCUUAUGAUGAACCUUUAGGGAUCGGUUUAACCUCAGUUGCUGUUUCUUUUUCAUUGAUCACAGCUUUGGUGCUAGUAACAUUUAUUAAGCACCAAGAUACUCCCAUAGUCAAAGCCAACAAUCAAGAUAUCACCUACAUCCUCCUAAUCUCCCUCCUUCUUUGUUUCCUCUCUUCUUUGCUGUUUCUUGGACAGCCUACAAAAGUGACCUGCUAUCUCCAACAGUCUGCUUUUGUCAUCAUUUUCUCAGUGGCCAUUUCGUGUGUGUUGGCCAAAACCAUCACUGUGGUUGUAGCCUUCAUGGCCACCAAACCAGGUUCCAACAUGAGGAAGUGGGUGGGGAAAAGACUGCCUAACUCCAUUGUCCUUUCCUGUUCCCUUAUUCAAGCAGGCAUUUGUGCAGGGUGGCUGGGAACCUCACCACCUUUCCCAGAUUUGGACAUGCAGUCACUAACUGGAGAAAUCAUAGCAGAAUGUAACCCAGGGUCCACCACCAUGUUUUAUCUUGUUUUGGGCUACAUGGGACUUCUGUCCAUCAUCAGCUUCAUGGUGGCUUUCUUAGCCAGAAAUUUGCCAGACACUUUUAACGAGGCCAAGUUCAUCACCUUCAGUAUGCUGAUGUUUUGCAGUGUUUGGUUGUCUUUUGUUCCCACCUAUCUCAGCACCAGGGGUAAAUAUAUGGUUGUUGUGGAGAUCUUCUCUAUCUUAGCCUCCAGUGCUGGGCUACUGUGCUGUAUCUUUCCCCCCAAAUGCUACAUUAUUGUGCUGAGGCCUGAUCUGAACAACAAAAAGCAGUUGAUAAGGAGAAAUAAAUAA